UUGUGCAAAAAAAUUCACCGUUCAUAGUCGAUUUCUACUUUUAAGAAUCGAAGUGUUUUGCUGUGGUGUUUUUGCUGUUUAACACUGUUUCACAUAUUGAGGCAAAUUACUGCAAUGACCUCGACAUUGCCAAAGGACAGGAACGAGGAGCGUCGUCGCAGGGUGUUGCUGGGGCCAUUGCCUUCUGGAUUCCUGAGAGCAGAUGGAACGACAGACACUCUUGAUGCAGACUAUCAAGCAGCGCUGGCUUUGCAGCAGCAGUUGUGUGGUGCUACGAUGCCAGCUGCUGGACCGCCGCUAACUGCCAGGCUCAGCGUGACGAUUGCACAGGCGAAACUAGUUAAAAAUUAUGGUCUGACCCGCAUGGACCCCUACGUUCGCCUGCGAGUGGGUCACUGCAUAUACGAGACCCACACGGAUCCCAGCGGUGGGAAGACGCCUAGAUGGAAUAAGGUCAUACAUUGUUUGCUGCCGCCCGGAGUGAAUUCAAUAUACCUGGAGAUUUUCGACGAAUGCUCCUUCACUAUGGACGAACUUAUAGCAUGGACACAUAUAACCAUACCGCAGGCUGUGCUUAAUGGAGAGACUCACGAAGACUGGUAUCCGUUGAACGGCAAACAAGGAGACGGCGUCGAGGGAAUGAUCAACCUCGUUCUUAGCUACUCGGUGGGUCCGGCCGCGGUGACCGCAUACCCGCCCAUGAUAGUGGUGCCCAGCGCGGGCAUCGGCGGCUACACCACCAUGUCGAUGUACCCCGCGCCCAUGCAGCAGCCGAUGCAGGCCUACCCGCAACCGCAACCGCAACACCCGCAGCAACCGCAGCAGCCGCAACCCGUUCAGCCCGUCACGGCGGAACAGCUGCAACAGCUGGAGGAAAUGUUCCCAAGCAUCGACAAAGAGGUGAUCAAAUCGGUGCUGGAAGCCAACCGCGGCAACAAAGACGCUACCAUCAACUCCUUGCUGCAAAUGUCGGAGUAGACCUUCUGCCAGUACAUUAUAUCAACCCUACAAAGUGUAUCCCAUGAAAGAAACAUUGUUUUUAAGUCCCACAUUGUUUGCGUGGUACUGUAUUUAUCAUUAAUUUAUCGGAAAUCUAUUUUCUAAGUCCGCGUUUAUUACGGAUUGUACUUUUCCCGCCCUAACUAGUUCAAUUACAUUUUUGGCUACUAAUAUAGGCUAUAAGAUAUUUUAUCCCGGGAAAACAAACUUCCCACAGGAUUUGUGGCCGUACAAACGCGGACGAAGAAAGCAUUAUAUUUCGGAUAAGGAUGUUUUUAUCUAUGGUAAAGAACCUAUUCAAUAAUCAAUCGUGUUACGUUAAAUAAUCAAUCAUUUAAAAUUAAAUAAUCUGAUUGGAUGAAAUUAAUCGACGCAAAAGAAAGCGAUGUGAGACUUAAAAAUAAAUGCUUAUUGUAUUAAUACAGGAGUAAUCGAGUCGUAUAAUAUAAAGGUUCUAAUAUCGCCAAUUUUAAAAACGGUACUAGCUUUUAAGUAUAUUUUGAUUAUCUUACUUAAUAUUUAUCUACUCGUAUCAUCGGCGUAUAUUGUCUCAGUUAAAUCUCUCCCGCAUGAAUCCUGUGUGGUCAUUAAUAAAAAUAAAAAAAAACAAUCUUCCUGUAUAUUAUAUUAUUUGUUAAUUAUUGUAACACUGCAUUUCGCAUUUUUACCUGAAUUUUGUUAUUGUUAUUUAAAAAAAAAAAAAUUGCAUGUUUUAUUUUUUAUUUUUUAGAGAUGAAAUUGGAUCGUUAGAAUUAUUUUUACUAUGAAGCUGUGAUUUAUUUUAUUCCAGAGACAACAAAAAAUAUUAUUUCUAACACAGCAUUUGGCAUGUUUUUUUAUAGCAUAAUGAGAAAAUUAUUAAGAGAUGGAAUGUGGUCGUUAGAAGUAUUUCUACUUUGAAGCUGUGAUUUCUUCUAUUUAUCAAAUAAUUAUUCUUAGCAUUUACCACGUUUUAUCUGUAUUUAUCAUAAUAAACAUAUUUAAAGCUGGAAUGAACAAAUUUAAAGAAAGAAUUAAAAAAUUUAAACAUGGAACAGGGUCGUUGGAAAUGUUGGUUCUAAGAAGUUGCCAUUUAUUUUUUUCUUUUUAUAUUUUUCUGUAUGUUAGGAGAAAAUUAUAAUUUUUAAAAAAGGAACGUCCAUUGGUAGUUUUUGUAUUAUGGAGCUGUGAUUUCUUAUAUUUGAGAGCCAAAAUACUUUUUUCAUUCUCCACUCCUGCCAAUGGCCCAGUAUUGGGAACAUAUCUCUUAUACGAAAGAGGUAAUUAGAGCAUUGACCCACCACGGUGCUCCAAAGCGGGUUGGCGGGAUUUAACGAAUGUUAUCACACAUGCUAGUGAUAAUAAGUAUGACGGUACAGAACAAAAAUUAACAAGAGAGGGGAAAAGGUAACAAUUAUGCCUGCCCCUCUCUUCUUUCAUUUUUAAAAUUUUUUCGGCCUUGCAAAUAAACUUGGUAUGUCUUCAGAAUAUAAAAUGUUUUGUCACUUUUACACUUAGACCACCUUUCUAAAGUCAGAGCGUGAUAAAACUAUCUCGAAAUUAUUUCAUGUUUAUUUAUAAGGCCUUUACUAAAAAUAACUUUUUAAAGUUUAAAUAAAUAUUUAAUUUAUUCGUACACUUCACUAUGAAUUUUUAAUAUUAGCAAAUUUUAAUAUAAGUUGCACAUUUUAAUACGUGUAGGAUAUCAUUAAUAAGAUUUUUUUUUCAUUCCACUACAACUUAGCCCUUGACUGUAAUCUCACCUGGUGGUAAAAGGUGGUAAGUGAUGAUGCAGUCCAAGAUGGUAACAAGCUAGACUGUUUAGGAAGUCAGACAGUUAUAUUAAACCCAUAUACCUACCGGUUCGAUCGGUUUCGACGCGAGAUCGUACCGGAACGCUAUAUCGCUUAGCGGCAUGACUCUGUCGGUAGGGAUGUAACUAAAUCAAAUUGAUAUUGACAAUAUCAAGAGACGAAUAGCAAUGUCUAGAUCUGCUAUAGACGAGUUAUAAUUUUUUUUUAAUUCACUAAAAUUUAGCCCUUGACUGCAACAAUUCAUUAAAUUGUUUUUGUCAUAGUAAUUAUUGAAUUACUAAACAGAUAGCGCACAGGAGAAACAAUCGCCUAUAAACAGCAUACUUCGCAAGGCAUGCAAGGACCAUGUCCAUCAACCUGAGGAGAAGGCGUUAAGCCUCAUGAGCCAGUAAUGACACCAGCAACCGCGCCCUUCAGACCGGAACACAGCAUUGCAAUGCUGCUUAGCGGCAGAAAUAACAAAAAGCUCUUCUACUGGAACUAACUAAACUGGAACUGAAACUUAUUAAUUACUCAAAAUUUCGAUUACUCAUAUCAUGUAUAAAAAUAUUUAAAAAAAAAAAAUGUAAUUAAUGUAAGUAAUAAGUAAUGACUUAUGUUCUUACAUGGCAUGAGUAAAGCAGUAUCGCCAAGCGACUAAUUACGUUGAUAUGAUAAAAAACGAUUACGCGAGAUGGUGGGCUUACAACCCAUUUCAGAUGGUUUCCAUCUUAAUAAAGUCAAGUGAGAUGGCAGUCAAGCAUUUUUCAUAAAUAUUAAACUACGGUCCAGCUUCUGUCGUCGUCUGAAAUAUUAAA
Messenger RNA from Pararge aegeria (speckled wood butterfly), 3589 nucleotides. Its product is annotated as toll-interacting protein-like. Gene Ontology annotation, cellular component: cytoplasm. Gene Ontology annotation, biological process: ubiquitin-dependent protein catabolic process. Lineage: Eukaryota; Metazoa; Arthropoda; Insecta; Lepidoptera; Nymphalidae. Gene Ontology annotation, molecular function: ubiquitin conjugating enzyme binding; ubiquitin binding. The record is from RefSeq and is a predicted model, not a curated record. The transcript is spliced from 8 exons. The coding region runs from base 115 to 978 and encodes 287 amino acids.